AUGCCGCGACAGCACGUCAGUCCCCCACCUUACUAUCAUAGUUCAUCAGAGGCAUCCCCUCUGAUACCUCGCGAGUCUUACCGUCGCUAUCAAUAUCUCUAUAUCUCUGCAAUACUCAUAGUUCUCCUUAUCGCAUUCACAAUUGUCAAUAUCUUCAUUAGCCUUCACAAGGACCCCUUAGAUCCGGAUGUUCGAGAACGCAUUCGCAAGGACUGGGACAUUGAACUUCGCCGACACGAGGAAGAAGUUUUCAAGCGCAUUGACACCCAAAAACGUUGGCGUCUGGAAGAUAAUGACAGGAUUCGCCUCCGCGAUCAAUGGGAGAAUGAAGUCAAAAACCACGAACGUGAAGUGGAGGAGAGACGGAAGCACGAAGAAGAAGAGCGAUUAAGAUUGAAUAUGUUUUGGACUGACUUGGCUUCGCACACGUGCACGACAUACGCCACUCGAGAGUACACUGCCCAACUGGUUAACGUUCCAUCAUAUUACAACCGCCGUGUGGAGGCAUGCAUGGCCACACCGGUAAAGAUUCAUGGGGUUGACUAUACGCCUAAGUGGUGCGAGGAUCAUGGUCCAAAUAAUGUAAUAGGUCAUUGGGAAGUCGACCAGCACGAGCCGGAUUGUGCGUCGUACUGGACCUGGUACAAAGAUUUUGGCUGUACGUCUCCUGGAUCCGGUCAGCGGCGUAUUGAACAUCUCCUCGCGAAUCUCCCGGUGGGAGGUGAUGGAAGGAGUUCUGUGCUACCACUCCUGCAAGUUUCCGUGGGAUGCAUUUCAUGGGGGCACAGAUUUGCUUCGAAGGGGUUCGCUACUCAGUCACAUCGAUUUGGCAUGAUUUGUUAA
This is a messenger RNA of Suillus bovinus, 843 nucleotides long. RefSeq lists its product as uncharacterized. NCBI's taxonomy places the organism in Eukaryota, Fungi, Basidiomycota, Agaricomycetes, Boletales, Suillaceae. Bases 1 to 843 code for a protein of 280 amino acids. The record is from RefSeq and is a predicted model, not a curated record. The transcript has 6 exons.